Molecule: messenger RNA, 594 nt
Organism: Petromyzon marinus (sea lamprey)
Lineage: Eukaryota; Metazoa; Chordata; Hyperoartia; Petromyzontiformes; Petromyzontidae
Source: RefSeq, a predicted model, not a curated record
CAACAACAGCUACAACAGCAGCUACAACAACAGCUACAACAACAGCAGCAGCGACAACAACAACAGCUACAACAACAGCUACAACAGCAGCAGCUCCAACAGCAGCAGCAAAUACAACAGCAGCAGCAGCUACAACAACAACAGCAGCUACAACAGCAGCAGCUACAACAACAACAGCAGCAGCUACAACAACAGCAGCAGCAGCAGCCACAACAACAACAGCAGUAACAGCUACAACAACAACAGCAGCUACAACAACAACAACAGCAGCAGCUACAACAACAGCAGCAGCUACAACAACAACAGCAGCUACAACAACAACAGCAGCAGCAGCUACAACAACAGCAGCAGCAGCUACAACAACAGCAGCAGCUACAACAACCAGCUACAACAGCAGCAGCUACAACAACAGCAGCUACUACAAGAAUAACAGCAGCUAUAACAACAACAGCAGCAGCAGCUACAACAACAGCAGCUACUACAAGAAUAACAGCAGCUAUACAACAGCAGCAGCUACAACAGCAGCAGGUACAACAACAACAACAGCAGCUACAACAACAACAGCAGCAGCUACAACAACAGCAGCUACAAUAA